Haliotis rufescens (red abalone) is the source of this 5851-nucleotide messenger RNA. RefSeq names its product IQ motif and SEC7 domain-containing protein 1-like. The record is from RefSeq and is a predicted model, not a curated record. Lineage: Eukaryota; Metazoa; Mollusca; Gastropoda; Lepetellida; Haliotidae. The transcript has 14 exons. Bases 284 to 3253 code for a protein of 989 amino acids. Gene Ontology annotation, biological process: regulation of ARF protein signal transduction; actin cytoskeleton organization. Gene Ontology annotation, molecular function: protein binding; guanyl-nucleotide exchange factor activity.
AUUGGACUUCCGGAGUGUUUAUCCCAGCGUGUAUGGGACUCUGGAUAAUCAGAUAAAUAAUUACAAUUUUGUAGCAUUGAUUUGUCUACUGUUACAGCUUGGUGCAUGUUUGUCGCUCGCAGGAUAUUAUCAGCCUGCGUUUUCAUGUGCAGGCUGUCAUAGCAUCGGUUGAUGCGCAAGUAGCGAGGAAGUGAGACAACGUGACCCCUGACCUAAGUUUGGCUGUCACAUCUGCUGAUCGGAAGAUGGCUGACUUCAGGAACUACCUGUAAUAAGUGUCAGUAUGACUGAAAAUUCGGAAGAUACAACCUGGGUAGGACUCAGGUCAAUGGAGGAAUUACAGGAAUUAAUUGCCGAAAAGGAUAAUAUUAUCAGUCAUCAGUGUGGAAAGAUAGAAAGUUUGCAAGCCGAACUGGCACAAGUGAAAGAGGAACGAGACCAAUUGCUGAGUAAAUUGUCUACAGUAAACAGCACUGAAGAUGAGACCACGAAGGAAGACGGCGUUGGCGGGUCAAAAGUUGGAGACCGAAAGCAGUCCGUGGGAUCUCCACUUGAGUCACCGCGGAGUUCCAAACUUGUCAAUCAGGGGAGUAUCAGCUGUAGCCGAAUCCAAAGACAACGUUCCUUUAAGAGUUCUAACGAUGACGUGAUCAAGCGUUCUCGGACUCAGUCCGUGUCGUAUGAACUGUCUCAGGACCUGCAUGACAAGCAGGUUGAAAUGCUAGAGCGAAAAUACGGAGGUUCCAUCAGAUCCCGUCGAGCAGCCAAGACAAUUCAGAGAGCUUUCAGACAGUAUUGCAUGACCAAGAACUUCCAGAAACUGAGACAUUCUGUUGGAGAACGAAGACUAUCAAAGCGUUUGUCUGAACUAGGACGCAGCAACACAAUCUGGACCGAUCGUUUCAUCACCGAUGGGAAGUUUGAAGCUUCAGAUGUAAUUUCUGAGAGUUCUUUUGGAAGUGAUGUCAGAAAGAUGGUUGCAGAAUUUGAAUCUGGACGUGACCACAAACUUUAUCACCAAAUGUCAUUUGACCAUGGAGUCAAAGUGGAUUCUCAAAAGGCACGGUUUGGUAGACGUGGAAAGAAAUUGGAAAGAUCAGUUGAGAUAGAUAUAACGGACAUUCCAUGUGAGAAGGAGAAGAAAGGCAAGCCAGGGGCGGCCCUAAUCGAAGAAACAAAUAACAAUCGUAAUUCCUACCCGGAAAUGAAUGACAGUAGUGCCAGUGACUCUCCACAACCGACACCUUUAGAAAGUGCUGUAGAUCCUCAUAGCUUGGACUUCGAGACCUUACUGGAAAGCAAAGAGACUGACAUUCUCACAGAUAGUUUUCAUAGUGAUAGUAUACAUAGUGAAAGUAGCCAGGAGGCGAGCACACUGACGUUAAGUCAUCGCCCAUCCGCAUCAUCGCUUGGCUCUGACUUCAGUGUCAAUACAACUGCUGAUAGUGCUCGAGGUUCAUCAGCAUCGUUUGACAGUUUCCGCAACCUGAACUCGGAGUCAUGUGAAAAUGUCUCAGUGGCUAGUGAUGUGCAAAUUAAGGUGGACUUGGCCUCUCCAGAGGACACGAGACUCAUUGAACAAAAUCAAACAUCAUCGCCAAACGAUGGCGUGAAAUACUACAUGAACUCACAGGUGAAACUCCGAUCUCGAAAACCUGGCGAGGAGAAGGUGAAGCCAGCACCCCCUGUUCGUGCCCCGGAUACAUCUCCGAUCUGGAAAAGAAAGGGGAAUGGGGGGACAGUCAAUGGUAAUAUUGCCCCAGUGAAUGCUGUAAAAGCUGAAGCGAAACGAAUGAGCAAUAUUUCCGAAACAAGUGAACCUGAUAGUAUUGACGGUCAGUGCUCCAGCUCCCCAAGUUCCGAGAACAUCAGUACAGAGAACAUAAGUAUUUCUAGUGAGAACAGCAUUAGUUAUCAGAGGAGACUACGGUUAAGUGUCACACCCGACCAACAGACGAUGCCAAGAACCAAUGACAAGCAACGCAAGAGGGCAUACCGAAUUGGACUCAACCUCUUCAACAAGAAACCGGACAAAGGGUUGAACUUCCUACUAGACCAUGGAUUUUUAGAAGGCUCCCCACGAAGUGUGGCAAAGUUCUUCAUCCUACGGAAAGGUCUAAGCAAACAAAUGAUAGGAGAAUACCUGGGCAACUUGCAACAACAAUUCAACAUGGAGGUCCUACACUACUUCACGGAAGAAAUUGACUUAUCUGGACUUCAGGUGGACGUUGCACUACGAAAAUACCAAUCCUACUUCAGAAUGCCGGGUGAAGCUCAGAAGAUAGAGAGAUUGAUGGAGGCGUUUGCAGACCGAUACUGUGUUUGUAACCCGGACCAAAUCAAGAACUUCAAGAACACGGACACUAUCUUCCUCCUGGCCUUCGCCAUCAUCAUGCUCAACACUGACCUCCACAAUUCCAACAUUAAACAUGACCGCAAGAUGAAACUGGAAGACUUCAUAAAGAACCUCAGAGGUAUUGAUGAUGGUGGGGACGUGGACCGAGACCUACUGGCUGGUAUCUAUGUUCGAGUCAGGGAACAAGAGUUUCGCUCGGGCGUGGAUCAUGUGUCACAAGUCGCCAAGGUGGAACAGACAAUAGUUGGAAAGAAACCGGCUCUGACCCUGGCUUGGCGACGUCUGGUGUGCUACUGUCGACUCUACGAGGUCCACGAUCCAAACAAAAAAGAAAAAAUCGGUCUCCAUCAGAGAGAAGUGUUUCUGUUUAACGACAUGAUCCUUGUGACCAAAAUCUUUAGUAAGAAGAAGAGUGGAAUUACAUAUGCUUUAAAGAACUCGGCGUCUCUCUGUGGAAUGCAGGUUUUCCUGUUUGAAACAUCACAUUAUCAGUUUGGUAUUCAACUGAAUAACACUUUAGAUGGCAAAGUUAUACUAACUUUCAAUGCCAGGAACGAUCAUGACAGGCAGAAGUUUGUAGAAGAUCUCAAGGAAGCCAUUAUGGAAACCAAUGGCAUGGAGCAGAUGCGCAUAGAGGAGGAGCUACACCGACAUCGGACCAACCACAACACGUUAGAGAAGCACUAUGCAAAUGACGACUCACGGGUACUAAUGUACGAUCACAUGAAGCCCUCAGACCCUGCCAUAAAUAGACUGUCCGCGCCUGAGUGCGGAGGCUUGAAGAAACACACACUCUCCAACUCCCUCACUGACUUGUGUGAAGCUCCAGGGAUGAAAAGAGGUAGUAGCGGUGCUUCGCUGGAUAGCGGGGUGAGAUUUGGCACAGUUGCACCCUAAGACAACACAUUCUGACAAAGAUAAGGAGUUAAGGAGGUCUCUGGUAGUGUGGGGAGUGCCAGCAGCCGGGAGGAUGCCCCCCUGAGCCCAGCAGCGUCCCACCUCCACAACCUGUCCUCAGGGUCACAGGGGGGCAUCACCAAGGCCCCAGGGCGACGGAACAAGCUCUCGCAGGUUCAACUGAAGGCUGGACUUCCAGAGGGGACGGAGGUGUGAUCAGGCAGCGCUAUAUUAGGGCACUUCUUAAGGAAACUUUGGAUGUCUCGACGUGGGUUGCAGGCUAGAGAAUCUGGUUUCUGAACCUUCAGACUUCACAUUUUGGUCUCUAAGACCCCAGGCCAAAGGCUCCUACUUUGGCCUUUAGAUGUUACAGGUCUUAUACAGCAUUGUUCUGGCCAGAUUAUAUUCCGACCAGAAAUUUGACCUUCACAUAUUUAGAUCCUAGAAUUUGAUUAGGAUUUUGUUGGUGAGGCUAUUGACCACACUAUAGGGCCUCGUUUACAUCAUCUGUGAAUAGACAAGACACCACCGUACUGUGGGCACUUUGCUUGCUUUUCAAGAAGAAACUGAAUGUUUUUCUGAUGGAUCCGAAAUAAAGUCUGGAAACUGUGGCAGGUGUUCUGGCUGGCGAUGACCAUAUUGUUACCUCAGUUGUAUGCCCCCCCUAUACUGCACACUAGCUCAGUCAGGAACCUGCGGAGAGGUCAAAGCUCAGUCAGGAACCUGAGGAGAGAUCAAAGCUCAGUCAGGAACCUGAGGAGAGGUCAAAGCUCAGUCAGGAACCUGAGGAGAGGUCAAAGCUCAGUCAGGAACCUGCGGAGAGGUCAGAGCUCAGUCAGGAACCUGCGGAGAGGUCAAAGCUCAGUCAGGAACCUGCGGAGAGGUCAAAGCUCAGUCAGGAACCUGCGGAAAGGUCAAAGCUCAGUCAGGAACCUGUGGAGAGGUCAAGGACUGUCUGGGACCAUAUUGUUACCUCGAUGGAGGCCAAACUCCCCUCUUAGUAGUACAACGCACUAGAUGAGUCGGAAAUCUGUGCUGCAACACUUUGGGACCAUAUCGUUACCUCAGUUGAGACUGAACUCACUCUCCCCAUCACACACUACUAGAAUCUAGAACAGUGCCCUUGUCUUUCAGUUUACAGUAGGCACAACAGGAGGUUCAGUUAACACAGUCUAGAUUCAUCAAUUGUGAGACAAUGGCUAUUGACAUUGAUAGACUAUACAUGGAUGGUGUAAGAUCCACGCUUAAGUGCUGUGAUUGUAUACGAUGUAGCUAUGCACCUACGUUAAGCCUGACAGAGUUGUCUGCCCAUAGGACAGACACAGGCUGAUGGAUUAAUCUGGGAACUUUUGUCAGUCAGGACAGAUGAGUGCUUGUAGAGGACCGUGAAUCGAUGCAACUAAGUGAUGUCUUCACCUAGAUAUAUAGACUCCUGCGUGUAGACGAGUGUCGUUAACGUCAGUCCAACAUGGCCGACAUAUCAGUCUGUCUGUCUGUGUGUCUCUCUGUCGUAGGGGAACCUUACUUCCGAGUUCUGUAUAACUAGUGUAGAUUGGUCAGAAGUGACGAGAGUGUAAGAUUGACACCAAGUGUGAAAGCUGUGAAUGAGUUCUGGAGAAAGCAUCUGCAGAAGCGUCAGCCAUCUUCUUUUUCUUUGUUUCAGUGAUGAAAAUGUAUAUACCAAAUUGUUAGUAAUUAUUUAGAAGCCAAAGUUAUAUUUGGCAGGAUGUUAUGUUAAAAUGGUUAAUUUAUUACAAAACUCCUAUACCAAACUAUCUUUGUUACUAUUUAAUGCAUGAGUUUUACAACCUCUGACUAUUUAUGCGUGUCAUAAUAACUCUUAAUUAUGUCAACGUAAAUUGUUGUCAGAAUUAUUGUUAAAAUUUUGCAAGUUCCCAUUCAGCUUUGAGCUUGUUUUCAAACAGUUCUCCAAUUCAAUAAUGCCACCUGAUUUUAAGCCAUAGUUAAACGUUCAGUAUUAUUGUUAAUGUUAUGAACUCGUUCAUGGAAGUCUAACUCAAAUGUUCUGGAAUUAUUUAAGUAUUUCAUUUGAUUAUUUGUACAUAAAAUGAAGUAUUCUAUACACUUGUUAAUCAGAUUUUGUUGUCAGGUCAACUUUUUUUCUACAUUUGUAUAUUUUUCCUAGUGUCUUCUCACUGUUUCUCCUGCAACCCUCAUGAUGACAGUUUUACAUAUUCAGAACAAAGUUGUCAAUUUUAAAAAAUUGAAUAUUUAUUGUCACUGUAGAACAAAGUGUUAGCUAGAGUGCAUGUGAGGAACGCAUGAAGGAGAGAUUGGUUAGAAAUUUGUACAGUUGUAAAUACCAGAGUGACAAGAUCUGUAGACACACUGUGCCCCAACCCUCACUGAUUGUAUCUUUAGUGGUAGCUUAUUUAUGCAUCCUAGACAACUCCUGUACAUACAAGAGCUGUACUGGAGCUCCUAACACCGGUCACUGCAGCCUCUCGUUGGCUAGUUCUGUACAUAGUUUGUGUAAGAAACUCUCAUCUAGGGGAGGUAACUCUCUGGUAGGGGAGAUAACCUAACCCACUACUCGGGUGUUGUUUUCUCAAUGCCAAAAAUAAAUCAGAAACAAAU